GCCCUCCGGAGCACCAGGAAGGCGGCGCUCCGCUUCGCUUUCGCCACGCCGCCCCCUCCUACACCUACCCGCCUUCCUCUCCUUCGCAAUCACUGCUGGCAUUCAAAGCCGGCCGCCGCUGCCGCCUCCACCUUGGCCGCUUUCUCCUCCCCGGAGUCCCGCCCUGCAUGGAGAGGCGUUGCUCUCUCGCCCGCCGUCGGCGCGGCGGCUGCGUCCCUCUCCUCCCUCCUCCCAGGGAGCUUUUAAAAGCGCCUGGGUGCCUUUGCGGAGCUCGGGCGCCCGGUUCUUGAGGGGCGACGGCAGCGAGACUCGGAAGAGCAGGACGCCGCCGCCGCCGCCGCCAUGGCCUCGCCUGCAACCGCGGAGAAGUAUAUCUUGGGUGUGGACGUGGGCAGCACGGUGAUACGGUGCCAUGUUUACGACAAGGCGGCGGUGCUCAAGGGAGCCAAAGCCAUGCAGGUGGAAGUUGUUCAGCCUCGGCCAGGUUGGGUUGAACUGGAUCCUGAAAGACUGUGGAUACAAUUUGUUGGUGUAAUUAAAGAGGCAGUUCAAGCUGCUGGAGUGAAAAUGAAUCAAAUUUCUGCCCUUGGACUCUCGACACAGCGAGGAACUUUCAUUACGUGGAACAAGAAGACAGGAAAACCUUUUCAUAACUUCAUAAGCUGGCAAGAUUUGAGAGCUGCUGAACUUGUAAAGUCCUGGAACAGAUCUCUUACAAUGAAGGCAGUGCAUGCUGUUUGUUCCUUCUUUCACUUUUUCACUCGGAGUGAUCGCUUUCUGUUAGCGAGUUGCCAAACGUUCACAACACAGCAUGUCUCUUUAAGAUUGGCUUGGAUUUUACAACAUCUACAGGAGGUAGAACAAGCAAGUAAAGAUGACAAUUGCUGUUUUGGAACCAUUGACACGUGGCUACUAUAUAAACUGACCAAAGGUGCGGUGUAUGCUACAGACUACUCAAAUGCCAGUACAACAGCAAUGUUUGAUCCCUUCAAGCUGCAGUGGAGUGCGUUCAUUAGCAAGUUUCUUUCCAUUCCAAUAUCAAUUUUCCCCCCAGUGGAGGACACAAGUCAUAAAUUUGGAACAGUUGAUGCUGAGAUAUUUGGAGUGCCUAUUGCAGUAGCAGCUUUGGUGGCAGACCAGCAGGCAGCCAUGUUUGGAGAGUGUUGUUUUGAAAGAGGUGAUUGUAAGGUCACCAUGGGGACUGGUACGUUUUGGGAUGUUAACACUGGAAGCAAAAUUCACGUAUCUACGAAAGGCUUGUAUCCAGUGGUUGGUUGGAAGAUUGGGAAAGAGGUGAUCUUCUUAACUGAAGGAAAUGCUUCCGAUACUGGGAUUUCUAUUAAAUGGGCCCAAAGCUUAGGUCUUUUUACCAAUCCUGAAGAGACAUCAAAAAUAGCCCAGAGUCUAGUAAAUUCAGGAGGCGUUUGUUUUGUUCCAUCUUUUAGUGGAUUGCAGAUCCCAAUGAAUGACCCUUUUGCAUGUACUUCUUUUAUGGGGAUCACAUCUUCCACCACCAAAAAACAUCUUGUUCGAGCUGUGUUGGAAUCUAUAGCUUUCAGAAACAAACAGCUUUAUGAUACCAUCACAAGAGAGAUGGACAUCCCACUUACGUCCAUUCGAGCUGAUGGAGGUGUCAGUAAAAAUAAUUUUAUAAUGCAGAUGACGUCUGAUCUGAUUAACAAAACAAUAAACAAGUCUGUUUGUACAGAUAUAUCUUGCCUUGGAGCAGCUUUUCUAGCUGGCCUUGCUGUCGGAUUCUGGAAGGACAAAGAGCAACUGAAACAGCUGAGGCAAACUGACAUAGUUUUUAAGCCUCAAAAGGAGUCAGAGGAAUACGAACCAGCCAUGAGCAACUGGGUGAAAGCUGUUCAACGUUCUCUCAGUUGGUACAGCCAAACAUCAUAGAAAUGGGGUUAUUGCAAAAUGUUAAAUUAAUAUUUUAGAUUAUAUUUAUAGGACAAUGCAAACACAACUGCAAUUCUGUUUUAGAGUUCAUUUCUGCUUCUUCCGUGAGGUUAAUUAAAACAUACCAGCUGCCCCUCUGGAAGUAACCACCUUCAAGAGACUGAAUGCCAAAGUUCCCAAGGGGCGACUUCCUGUAAUAGGCAACUAAAUGUGAUGACAAAGAUACCUGAAUGCAAAAGUCCUAGCUGAUUUUUUUGUUCUUACAUUACUGUUGAUGUUUUACCUUAACGCAAGAAGCUUCUAUGAUAAGUGGAAAGUAGCAAAAAGCACCUUGUUCUUCCAGACUUGUGAUUUCAUCCAUGUAUCCUGAUCUGCAACCUAGCACAGAACGUGGCUGCUUGCCCACUGAGAGUUGCCUCGCAGUAAGAGGCACUGAGACAACUAAGCUGAUUGACCUCUGCUUUCAGUGAUGCUCUUCACUUCUUUAUCUGUCUGAAAUUAAAGCCUGGCCACCUGGGAGAGAUCAGCUGAAUUGCCAGAUGAUGUUGGAAAUCAGUUAGCAAUCCCCAUGGUAUAUAGGUGAGGGAAGGUUUAGGAAUCCCUGUGGCCAAAGGUAGUGAUGCAUUGCUGCUAAUGCAGAUUCUUGGGAAUCCAGAGAGCCCCAGCCUUUAAUUUUUUUUAAAUCCUAUUUAGCUGCUACACUUAACCAAUUACAGUUGAUGCUUCCAAAUCCAGAGUAGGUCAGGAUUGUCUUCUGCUCUUUUUGGAAGGAAUAUGUCACCACAUCUAGAUCUCCCCUCAGCCAGUUUAAUUUUCCCUUGUGUUCAUCUGUUUUACUUGCAUUGUUUCAAACUCUACCUCAAUGAUUGAUUUCUAUCUGCAAAUACAACCUGAAUAUAAAAUAGAUAAGGUAGAGCGUAUGUGAAAUUAUGCUUGUGCAUCUAAUGUUUUUGUCAGCAGCAUUUAAGCGCAAACCCACCAAGGGGGUUUUAAAUAGAGUACAAGGAGUUAUUCAAAGGGGAAAUUGCAGUCUACUUCCAGGUACAAUAAACUCAUGCAAUAAUUGUAUAGUUGUUGUGUGUAAUGCAGAAGUCUUUGCACAGGCUACCGCUUCUUGUUACCAGGAAAUUGCACCCACACUUCAUCAUUAUGUCACUGGGAAAGCAUUUUUCUUCCAGCUAGAAUAUGUAUAUAUUUUUUGCAGAUCAACCCUGUAUAAAAUUGUGGCCAAAGAGUUA
Podarcis raffonei (Aeolian wall lizard) is the source of this 3143-nucleotide messenger RNA. It is a transcript of the gene GK5, whose product is annotated as glycerol kinase 5. Bases 343 to 1905 code for a protein of 520 amino acids. The transcript has 16 exons. NCBI's taxonomy places the organism in Eukaryota, Metazoa, Chordata, Lepidosauria, Squamata, Lacertidae. The record is from RefSeq and is a predicted model, not a curated record. Gene Ontology annotation, cellular component: mitochondrion. Gene Ontology annotation, molecular function: glycerol kinase activity. Gene Ontology annotation, biological process: triglyceride metabolic process; glycerol-3-phosphate biosynthetic process; glycerol metabolic process.